Molecule: messenger RNA, 1257 nt
Organism: Ascochyta rabiei
Lineage: Eukaryota; Fungi; Ascomycota; Dothideomycetes; Pleosporales; Didymellaceae
Exons: 2
Coding region: 1-1257 (418 amino acids)
Biological process (GO): tRNA methylation
Cellular component (GO): tRNA (m1A) methyltransferase complex
Source: RefSeq, a predicted model, not a curated record
AUGCGACACCACUGCUUACGGCAACUUCGUCUUGCGGCGAUACAAAAUCCCACCAGACACUUUAGCACUAGCGUAGGCCUACGCCACGCCUUCAAAGAGGGAGACACCGUUCUUCUCAGAGAUAAGAAAGACACAUCUGAUGGAAACCUCAUAAAGCUGCAGGCUGCGAAAACAACGCAAACUCACCGCGGCCUCAUUCAUCAUGCCAACGUUAUUGGCAAGGAGCCGCGUCAGAUAGUGCGGUCUUCGAAAGGCUUCGAAUACCGUGUCCAUGAGCCUACAUUAGCAGAGUACGUGCGGCUCACUCCACGUCUCGUCACACCUUUAUACCCUUCUGAUACGAACCUGAUCGUCUCCCUCCUAGACAUCCACGUCGACACGCCUUCGAGUGCCCUUAACAACGAACCGCGUUUUGAGAUCCUUGAAGCCGGCACAGGCCAUGGAGCCUUGACGUUGCACCUUGCUCGGGCUAUCCAUGCCGCGAACCCGCCGCUCGCCAAAAUUCCAGACUACGCAAUCAAUGUAGACGAACCAGAAGACGCUGUCUAUCUCGGAGAGUCCAUAUCAGACCUCCAGGACACAACAGUAGAGUCGUGGAAAUCAUGUAGACGCGCCAUUGUUCACACGUUGGAUAUUUCAAGCAAGCACUCAAAGCAUGCCAGAAAGAUCGUCCAGGGCUUCCGCCACGGUCUCUAUGCAGGCAACGUCGAUUUCCACGUAGGAGAUGUGUCUGCAUGGAUCGCAUCACAGAAGGUGAUCAGACAGACGGACGAGCCCUUUUUGGAUCAUGUGUUCUUGGAUCUGCCCAACGCAGAGUCUCACCUGGCCAACGUAGCACCGGCGUUGCAUGUGAACGGGUUUCUUGCUGUGUUCAACCCAAGCAUUACGCAGAUCGCACAAUGCGUGGAGAAGAUCCGCGAAGAGAAGCUACCAUAUCUACUCGAUCAAGUCGUUGAGCUGGGAGCAGGAACGAUCCGGGAGUGGGAUGUUCGGGCAGUCAGACCAAGAUCGACUCUGAAGAAGCCUGACGCUAAGGAAUCACCAGAGGUAGCAGAUGCAGAGUCUGUCGAUCCAGUCAAGGGCCAAGAGGCAAGAGACGGUGAGUUGGCAGCGAGCUUGGCCAAAGAGGAAGAGAAAUGGGCCAUGGUCUGCCGCCCAAAGGCGGGCCAGAUGGUGGUGGGCGGCGGAUUUCUGGCUUUGUGGAGACGCAUGGAGCGCCCGAAGAGUAAGGAGCAGAGUGAAGACGAGUCGAGCUAG